CCCCGCGCCUGCUCCGUGCCGAGCUCCGUGACCCACCCAAUGCCGGGGCCGAGGGCGCUGCUGGGACUGGGGUUACUGGUGGCGGCGGGGACACGCGUGGGCGGGCGCUGCUGGAACCGGGGCUGGAGCUGGGACCGGAGCUGGGAGCGGGACCGGUGCCGCCCCCGCCGCGCCAUGCACCGGCCCAGCGCGGGGGGGCUCCGCUUCCUCGGGCAGGAGGAGGCACAGGCCAUCGACCAGGAGCUCUUCACAGAGUAUAAAUUCAGCGUGGACCAGCUGAUGGAGCUGGCGGGGCUGAGCUGCGCCACCGCCAUCGCCAAGGCUUACCCCCCCAGCUCCUUCACCACUAGCCAGCCCGCCGUGCUGGUCGUGUGUGGGCCGGGCAACAACGGUGGCGACGGCUUGGUCUGCGCCCGGCACCUGAAAAUGUUUGGCUACGAACCAACCGUGUAUUACCCCAAGCGCCCCAACAAGCCCCUGUUUGAAGGUUUGACCACCCAGUGCCAGAAGAUGGAUAUCCCCUUCCUCCCUGAAUUCCCGGGAGAGGCUGCGCUCAUCGACGAGCUCUACGGCCUGGUGGUGGAUGCCAUUUUCGGGUUCAGCUUCCAGGGAGCGGUGCGGGAGCCCUUCGGCAGCAUCCUCAGCACCCUGGAGCGCAUCACGGUGCCCAUCGCCAGCAUCGACAUCCCCUCGGGCUGGGACGUGGAGAAAGGGAAGGCGGAUGGUCUCCAGCCCGACAUGCUCAUCUCGCUCACGGCACCCAAGAAGGCAGCAGCGCAUUUCACUGGCCGCUACCACUUCCUCGGGGGCAGGUUUGUGCCGGCCGCGCUCCAAAAGAAAUACACUUUAAACCUGCCACCAUACCCCGAGACAGACUGCGUCCUGCAGCUGAACUAGGGCUGGGGCUCAGCAGGGGUUUGGGGCGCUGGGCUAGGAUUCAGCAUAGGAGAUCAGGGCCUAAUUCUGCCAAAGCCACAGCCCUCUGCGAGGAGGAUGGUCAGCACCUCGCUGGGCUCCAUCCUACCCAGCUCUGCCAGCAGGAUCGAAGUUCAGUGCAGACCAAAGCCCGCAGGAACUUGGGACCUGGUCUGAGUGCUUCGAGGGAAGUACAGACACGAUCUGGGAUCCCGGGGUCUGCCGCAUGUCUUGCACUUCAGGAUAGUUUCAUUGCAAUAAAGAUUUAUUUGUGCCCUUGAAAAAA
This is a messenger RNA of Tyto alba (common barn owl), 1201 nucleotides long. It is a transcript of the gene NAXE, whose product is annotated as NAD(P)HX epimerase. NCBI's taxonomy places the organism in Eukaryota, Metazoa, Chordata, Aves, Strigiformes, Tytonidae. The transcript is spliced from 6 exons. The record is from RefSeq and is a predicted model, not a curated record. Gene Ontology annotation, molecular function: NAD(P)HX epimerase activity. Gene Ontology annotation, cellular component: mitochondrion. The coding region runs from base 40 to 897 and encodes 285 amino acids.